Messenger RNA from Daktulosphaira vitifoliae (grape phylloxera), 2991 nucleotides. RefSeq lists its product as uncharacterized. Bases 545 to 1954 code for a protein of 469 amino acids. Lineage: Eukaryota; Metazoa; Arthropoda; Insecta; Hemiptera; Phylloxeridae. The transcript is spliced from 3 exons. The record is from RefSeq and is a predicted model, not a curated record.
GGGCAGCCAAUUACAUUUAACAAUUAAUUAAGAUCUCUAGCUUCCAAGAUUACGUUAGUAACUAACGUAAUCUUGGAAGCUAGAGAUAACUGUUAUCGAUACACUGUUUUCCUCUGACCAUAAAAAUCUACUUUUUCUUAUUAAAACCAGUUAUUUCAAUAAUUUCAAAGUAUACAAAAUCUGCGACACUAAUCAAGAUUCUCACUUUCUGGGACUAUCCGUUUUUUAAAUUUAAUUUGGACUUAGAAUAUUGUUUCAAGUUAAAUGGAAUUUAAAAUAUAUUAAACUGAACUUUGUUUUGGCGAAUCUAUUAAUUUAAGUUUAUUUGUUUAUUAAAUAAUAAUUAACGCGUAGUGUGAAACGUUUACGCAGUGAAUUUAAUAAACGGAAUCAACGUUGAAUUGUUUAAAAUAUUGUUACGUGUCAUAAGAUAUAAGAUACAUGUUUCUACAAAAUUAUAUUGUUUUAUUAGGAAUAUUUAUUACAAGAGGAUUUCAACAAAUAAUAAUUCUUAAAAAAGGAUCGUGUAAUUGGUACACACAUUAUGAAAAUGAGCGAAGCCAGAGAUAAUCAUAGAAGGACAUUGCAAAUUAUUCGCGCAGAAUGCGUUGUAUAUAAGCAGAGUAUUUUUGAUCUUAAUAACCAAAUGGUAGCAGACCAAAAACUUUAUGAUGAAGCUGAAGCAGCUUACAAUAAAAGAGUGUUUGAGCUUGAGAGUUGUGAAGCUGAAGUUAGGGGAAAAUUGGCACAAGUUUUACGUGAUCGUUCUGAAUCAGAAAAACAGUUGCAGCUUGUAAGAGAUAAAAUUGACGGAGAUCUGCAAGCUAAGCGUACUGCAGGUACAGUUUUGGCUCACCAGCUUGAUGCUCAAUGGAGACGGCUUCAAGAAAAAUAUCGUGAAUUCCUAGCAGAUAUUUUUUUAUUAGAUAAACAAGAACAGCUUACCACACAAACAUAUGAGCAAUCUAACACUCAACAAACACCUAUACAAAAGAGACGUUUCCAUGCAGUAGCUGACCGGUAUAGGCGUGUAUCUCUAAGAUCUUCAAAAUCAUUGAGAUCAUUGGUAGCAGUUGGUAAUUUGCUACGAGAGAAGCAAUUAAGGCAAAGACAAUCAUCAGGUGAAGAUCCAUUAUUGAUUGCAAUUGAAAAGGGUAAAGAUGGAUCUGCAGCCGUAAAUCAAGUAUGGAAUGUAUUAGAUGGCGUUCAACGCCAAUGCACUCGAAUAGCAGAACGAGUACGUUGGCAAAGUAGCUCAGAGAAUACAAACUUACAUUUAUCCAAGUUUAAAAGCGUAAAAGAACAACCAGAAGAUAUUUCUGAGUCCACCAUUGUAAAAUUAGAAAAUACUCGUAAUGCAGUUGAAGCGGGAAAAAGUUAUAUAGACAAUUUACGGCACACUGCUACAGUCAGCCGACGGUUGUUGGAAUGCGAAAGUAUUGAAGAAAAAGAGCUUAGACAAAUUCUCUUUUCAACAUGCAAACGCUGCGGUUGUUCUCCAUCAUCUUCAUCGUCAGUAACUUUUCUUAAAGAUAUGAUUGCUAGAUUAGAAGUAGCAUGUUUUUCCUUGUUCGCCCAACUCGAUGAAGUAGGAAGUAAUGAUAAUGGCAUGGUGGUAGAAACAUGUCUGAGUAAAGUGCAGCGGCAACGAAAAAAAGAAGAAAAAUAUAAGGCUGACAGUAUCAAAAGAUUAGAUAACUUUCGAAAGGCAGCCAGUCGAUUAAUGGUAGUAUUAGAACCUCGUGUAAAGUUUAAAGGUGUUCACUCUCAGCAGAUUUCAUCAAAAUAUUUUCACAAAAAUAGAGUUAAACCUCAGAAAAUAACGACAGUGACAAACAAAACUACAAAAACUUUUAAUAAUAAUGUAGAGAAGGAAUUCAAUAUUAUAACACCGGUCAAAUCUCUCUGUCCUCCAAGAUCACUAUCUAAACCUUCUCAUCAUAAUAAAAAAUAAGGAAUUCAGAUAAAAUCGAUAUCUUUUUGAUUUGCUGAUUUUAGUUAACAAAAAUUAUAUAAAAAAAUAGAGAAUUCUUAUUGAGAUAAUUUAUUUCCACUUAAUUAUAGCAACAAAUUAUUUUUCAUUCAGAUGUGAUAAAAUAACAAAAAUAAAAUUUAAACAAAUGGCACAUAAUUUUUAUAAAAUCAUGAUCAAGUGCUAGGAUUGUUACCGUCAAACAAUUAAUACUUUGGAAAAAAAUCGAAAAUCUCAACUCAAAAUCCAUUAAACUAUGUUAUAAAAAUUAUUUUAAAUUUAUGAAAAUGGGGGCCUAUGGUAACUACAUUUUUUUCAGUUGCAAAAAUACAAUUUUAUUUUUAUUUUCUUUAAUUAAGUAUCAAAUAAUAGUUUACGAGAAAAAUUAUAAUUACCUUGUUUAUACAUUAUACGGAUUUCUUUAUUUUAUAUUUUGUAAUAUUUCCUGUAAAAUUAUCAGACAAUGAAAUAAAUAAAAAAAUAUAUAAAAUUAUUUUCAUUUAUCAAAUUUAAAAACCUAAUGCGGCAGGAGAAAUGGUCGAAUUAGAAAUUUCAGAAAUACAAGGAAUUAUUAUUAUUAUUUAUAUGAACCUUAAAAAAAUUGAGGGUAUACAAUUGAAUUUUUGAAGCAAUUGUUUUUUUAACCACCUUAAAGUUAGGUAUUUUCUUCUUUUUUUUAUUAUCUAUUGUAAUUUUUGCUACAAUUAAAAUUUACAAUCUUGUUGUAGUAUCAUCACAUUCAAGGAGACAUUGGGUCCACAUGUUCCGGACUGCAAGUUUAAGAGUGGUAUAGGAGAAUAUACUAAUCUUAAUAUUAAUGUUAGAACAUGUAAAUUUCGUGCAUUUUUUUUUCACAAUAUUAUUUUAGUGCGACGACAGUAUUUGGUAAACGUCGGCAUUACUCAAAAGUGUAUUUUUAUCUAUUAUAUCUUUACCAAAUGAGCCACUUAUCAGCAAUAUUAGGUUUAGUUUUAAUAAAGUUUACAUAUCAUUCUACCAAAAAAGCAAUGUUCUUUUUC